AUGAUUCUCGGCCAAAUUGCAUGGGUGGACUGCUUCGUCUUUCUCCUGUUCCUUGCGCCGCAGUUGAUCAUUCACGUCGGCUUUUUCAGGACGGCAAUAUGUGGUCUUACGGCAUUACCGUUUCUAUUAGUUCGAAUGCCCUACCAGCUCGUACGUGAGCGCUAUCUCAGCAAAAAGCAACAACAAUCGCCGUUUGUGCAACGUGCCACGUUGUUCCAGGAUGUUGUCAUUCGAUGCGUUCGAUAUGCGUUUGCGGACAUCCCUGCAGCCAUCGGGAAGGUAUUCUUCUCGAAAUGGGUGGCUUUGCCGUUUAUGAAGUUUCGAAUGUUGCGGCAUGGUAUCUGGAAGAGCCCCAUCUAUUGGCGCGAAGUCAACAGGGAAGGCGUGAAGGGCAUUUACGCCAUCGAUGAUAGCUCUCGAAGACCAGAUAUUGUUCUGUACUACUGCCAUGGUGGCGGAUUUUCGAUGGGCUCAUCGUACUUCUACCUCGAGUUUCUCAUGGUCUGGCUGACUCUACUCAAAGAGGUUGGCUACGACAACCCCGCGCUCUUUGCGUUGGAAUACACUCUCGUUCCCGAGGCGACCUACCCUACUCAAGUACAAGAGGCGCUUAGCGGGUACAAGUACGUACUAUCGUUGGUCGACGAUCCUUCUCAGAUACUUGUGAGUGGAGAUUCUGCAGGAGCUACUCUCAUCUUGAGUCUCAUGCUUUGCGUCUCUGGCUACUCUUCACUGAAGAACAAGAUGCCUGGCCUGGCCGUCAUCAUUUCGCCGUGGGCAACGAUCAUCUCAUCAAAGAACAAAAACACACCAUCUGACUACCUCAACGCUGAAAGCCUACACCUCUACGGAUCUCAAUACAUCGGCGACAAUGGUUCACAAGACAACGCAUUGGUCUCGCCAGGUCGAUGCAAGGAUAUAAGCUGGUGGCGGCGCGCAUCACCAAGCCAAGGCUGGUAUUUCAUAUACGGAUCGGAAGAGGUCUUCGCGCCCGAGACGAAAGACUUGAUCGCUCAGUUGAAGAAAGCUGACGUUCAAGUGAGCGAACACGAAGAGGAAGGCUGGAUCCAUGCAUGGCCAGUUGUCAAGCUCUUCUUGUGUAACAAGCAGGAGGAGAGACAAAGUGGGCUGAGAAGGAUGGUGAAGGUCAUCUCACAGAAGAUUGAGCGCCGCAAAGCCAAUUGA
Zasmidium cellare ATCC 36951 is the source of this 1185-nucleotide messenger RNA. RefSeq lists its product as uncharacterized. The coding region runs from base 1 to 1185 and encodes 394 amino acids. Gene Ontology annotation, molecular function: hydrolase activity. The transcript has 4 exons. Lineage: Eukaryota; Fungi; Ascomycota; Dothideomycetes; Mycosphaerellales; Mycosphaerellaceae. The record is from RefSeq and is a predicted model, not a curated record.